AUGGCUCUUUCGCAAUCCACAAGGCAAAGAAAAAAGCUAUUAAUACAGCAAGAAAGGUUUGGGUUUAAGCCACCAUCUGCCGCCGAUAAACAAGAUCCAACCCAGCCCAGUCGCAACCACAACAAGGCUAGAGAGGAGGCCACACAGCGAGAUGUGAGAGAUGAUGGAUGUCAAGACUCUGACCAUGAUCAGUUGGAGAACGGUGCUCAUGCAAAUCACACGGAAUACGAUGAAGAUACUUAUCGCAGUGGAGACGACAACCCCACGCAAGACCAAGAAGAUGAAGAAGAUUCCAGGGAUGAUGAAGAGGAUCCGGAUUUCCGUGACCUGUUGCCAACUGAGACAACGACACCCAAGAUGAUAAUGAACGUGAUGGUUCUGGUGUUUUUGAUGUCCUUCAAUGUCACCACGCGAAAAAUGGAUGGUGCAAGGCUCCUUCCCCGACUCGUCUAUCAAGUCCUCCUAGCCAACAUUCACCUCAAUAUGCAUCUCGUUGCCAAUCACUUGAAAGUUCACGUAUUUCGUCCGCUCAUUUUGAACCUUCUCAGUGCACCCCUCAAAGCUGUACUCACCCAUCCAGUUCCUGAGCACUUGGACGCGCAAAACUCACACGAGAAGUCCUGGAUGCAUAGUUAUGGACUUAUCACUCGAAGAAGAUCAAAUUGGAAAAGGCUCUGCGACAACUUGUUCGCCUUCCGUACGGAGCUCAAGAAAGUUAUAAUCUCAAUUGCGAAACAACUGUACAGUAUUUUCCCAAAAAGCAGCUCAACACGCAGGGAAGCGGCACAGAAGCACAUUACUGAUGUAGCGUCUAAGUUGAUCAAGUCCGGUGAAUAUCUUCAAAUUCCUAACUCCUCUGAGGGCAAGUAUAAGAAUUUCGUCUCUCAGGUUCUCAAGGAUGGAUGCCACAAUUUCUACUACAGCAAUGGCAAAAAAGCGCUGAAGUUGACUGACAAAUUUCAACGCUCGAUUCCUGUCAACAGUCUUAUUCUUGUGGCUGCGUCUCAACAGACGAAGGGUGUUAUAAGCGGCUUCCACGAUACCGGUACAAACAAGGUCCCUGACCUGUCCGCCGACAAAUGCAGCACUGAGCGUCGUCAAGAGCUUGACAAGAUGCUAGAGGAAUGGGCUGAGUAUAGAAUGAUGGAUGAGCUUCAGGAUGAUUCGGAUGGUGCCUCCGGCAGUGAGGACGUCAACAUUAUUCUGAAGCACUUUCAAACUGCAGUCUUACACCAUGGUCUAUACUAG
Molecule: messenger RNA, 1248 nt
Organism: Suillus clintonianus
Lineage: Eukaryota; Fungi; Basidiomycota; Agaricomycetes; Boletales; Suillaceae
Exons: 11
Coding region: 1-1248 (415 amino acids)
Source: RefSeq, a predicted model, not a curated record